Molecule: messenger RNA, 1082 nt
Organism: Dacryopinax primogenitus
Lineage: Eukaryota; Fungi; Basidiomycota; Dacrymycetes; Dacrymycetales; Dacrymycetaceae
Product: alpha/beta-hydrolase
Exons: 2
Coding region: 28-1005 (325 amino acids)
Source: RefSeq, a predicted model, not a curated record
AGCGGCGCAUGGCUCUUUGCCCUCUACAUGACUUCGGAGGACUCGUUCAACGGGUCGAGGGCAGCGCAGGGAAAGUCUCAACGUCCGCUCUUGGUGCUCCUCCAUGGUUAUCCCCAGAAUCACAAGAUGUGGUACUCCUUCGCAAAGCACUUUCGCGAUUGGGACAUCUUGAUCCCCGAUCUCCCUGGGUAUGGCCACAGCACGAAAGAGCCCUCGGCGGACGGGUCAAGCCUCUCCCAUUCAAAGCGGGAGAUGGCGCAGGACCUCGCGCACCUGAUCUACGAGCUACACCCGCCCUGUGCAGAAGGCACCAAAGUCAUCGUCUACGGGCAUGACCGGGGUGCGCGGCUGGCAUACCGUAUGGCCCUCGAUUUCCCGCAACUUGUGUGCGGACUCGGAGUACUCGAUAUUGUUCCUACCGCCCAUGUGUGGGAGAGCAUGUCCCUAGAGAAUAACCUCCACGCAGCGACGAGGAGAAGCUAUCACUGGAUCUUCCUCUCCGCGCCGCAUCCGAUCCCGGAGAUGCUGAUCGAAGGCCGCCCGACAGCCUACAUGCACGCGACGAUCAAGAGCUGGAUGGGGAGGACGGAGCGGGAAAAAGAGGGCGGGGGCGUGCACCAGAAAUGGGUGAGCGAUAGCGUGCAGCCGUACUGCGGUCCAGGGGGGAUGCGCGCCAUCCGCGGGGCAUGUGAAGAUUAUCGGGCCGGAGCGACACAUGAUCUGGAAAACGACCUGCCUUUGCUGGAAUACACGCAAGCGCUCGCCCUCCUCCCCCCUGGAGCGGAAAAGCCCCCCGCACCAUUCCACAUUCCGAUCCUCUCGCUCUCCUCGCUGCACUUACAUCGGUCGAUGGACGUCGCGGGCAUCUGGAGCGCCCUGGGGGAAGAGAGCAAGGUGCGCCAUGUGAGUGUGGGCGAUGAGGGCACGGGCCACUUUUUGGUGAACGAGAGGGAGGAAGAGUGUGUGAGUGUCACGAGGGAAUGGUUGGCUUUAUGGUGGCCUUAGGCGAGGGUUGAUGGGAAUUGGACUCGGGAACUGGGAAUUGGGAAUUGGGAAUCGGGGAUUGGGCUACUGGAACAAAG